AAUACGUAACAGUAAUAUUAUUAUUACUGUAAUUAUUACUGUAUAUUAUUACUGUAAUAUGUAUAGAGUAAUAUGUUUACUGUACACGAAGAACAGUUUAUUCGGAUCACUCAGCAUGUUCAACUGUAGCAAACUACUUGAAAUGCGUCCGAAUUGCUCGCUUACAUUCGAGCCGCUCACUUACAUUUCAAGCCGCCCGAUUUCUUUUGAGCUACGCGAUUCUUUCGAGUCUCGGCUCGGAUCGAUCGUUCGAGCCGAGUAAUACCCGACUCGUGUUUUGCGAGUACUCAAACAGCUUUAUCUUGGAGGAAUUGGUGUAAAAUUUAUAGUAGCUAAUGCGUGGUCGUAUAAUUCUUACAAUUAGAAGCUACUGCUAGUAGCGUUUAUGGAAUUGCUAGUAUUUCAAACUAGGUUGGUACGAUUGAAUACAACAAUCAGGUGAUCAACGCCACGCAGUCGCGGUUGCGAUACUGCAUAGGCGUAAAGCAGCUAGCUGCAGCUGUAAGUAAACCCGUAAACUCGCUGCUCACUGCCAUACGUACCUCAUUGAAAACAGUGAUAUUUUCGAGAUGAAACAUUGAGAAUUCAACGAAAGUGAAACAGUGUGCCGUUGUUUGUUGUUGGAAGAACUCGGACGGAGAGACAUCGUUGUGUAAAACUAUGUCCGCCGAUAUACGAAAAGUAUAUCAGAUGUGUCGCAGUGUUCGUGUAAGAUGUCUGUGUUGAACAUUUCUCGGGCGCAUCGAAACACAUGUUCACAUGUUUAUACAAAAUAGCGCAACAGCUUCGUUUAAACGCAUCAAUUCGAACGUGACAACCAAAUUACUUUCGAGCGUGAAGCGCAAUACACGUAACACGUAACUAUUUACCAAACAACCUCUCUCUUGAAGCCCGUAACACAGCCUUGACAACAAACAAUAUACGUACAAUCAGCUUUCGACACCCUCGGUUCGUUACCAAGAGACCGGCAAAGAUGUAUCAAUUCAAACCGUUCGUGUUUAAAAAGCACGAGGCGAGCAGUGUCGAGUGUCCAAAACCAAGAAGUGGGCACAGAAUAGUUUGUGAUCAUAAGUACUUGUAUUCUUAUGGUGGUUUCAAUCCAUGCAUAUCUGACAGCGAUCCUGACAUGCAAAACGAUCAAGCAUGGACAUCGAGUAAACCACUGUUCAAGGAAUUAUGGAAGUUCAACCUCGUUUCACAGCAAUGGAGCCGUCUGCAAGGUCAAGAUAGUAUGCCCAACGAAUUGGCAUCCAACGCUGUUAUUUUAAUUAGGAACAAGUUAAUAAUUUAUGGUGGAACCGGUGUACCUUUCGGUUCCAGUUGUAGUAAUAGUCUUUAUUUCGGCAAUCUAAAAAGUGGUAAAAUAUUUGAACUUCCCGCAUCCGGAGAUCUACCAGAUCCUCAAUACGGACAAGCUAUAAUUCGCCAUGGAUCUUAUUUGUAUACCGUCGGUGGUACAACGGGAUAUGAAUACACUUGUGACAUUCAUAGAUACGAUUUUAGAUGUGGUGUGUGGGAGAAAGUUUACAUAUGUUCUGGAAACGAUGAAAACGAGCCUACAGGACGAUAUAGACAUGAACUAGCAUAUGAUGGAAAACUUAUAUAUGUUCUGGGUGGAGGAACAGCCAUAGAAUCAUUUGGUUUCUCAGAAAUUCCUGCUUUCGACCUAGAGAUGAAUAAGUGGAUAGUAUUAAAUACAUAUGGUGAUAACGAGGCUGAUGCAGAUACUUCGGUACCAGAGCCUAGACGUUGCCACGGUUCUGUGCAAUACAGAGAUGAGAAGACAGGAGCCAUUUCGGUUGUAAUUUCUGGAGGAUACAACGACGAACAUGUCUUCUCCGAUGUUUGGAGAUUAGAUUUGAGCGUACUGCAAUGGACCUGUUUAAGGAAAUGUAUAUUACCAUGUCCUCUAUAUUUUCAUUCUGCUGCCCUAACUCCGGAAGGACGCAUGUAUAUAUUUGGCGGUAUAAUAAAAAAUAACAAUGAGGUGGCAAGAACAGAUGCUGUACAUUCUGUGUGGUUGAAAAUCCCAAGGUUAUCGGAGAUAUCUUGGGAGGCGUUAAUUAGUUACUUUCCACAUCUAUGUCGUACAUCGCCACACGAACUGCUUCUCAUAGGUAUACCAUUAAAAUUCGUGCAAAGAAUUGAUUUUCCUUAACUUUGUUAUUUAUUGUAUGAAUAUUGUAAUUGUUGAUCAUGAACUGAAUUACACGAGCUACAAUACUUCUCUAAUGUAAUACCGACAAAAUAGACUUACUUCUUGUAAUAAUAUUAUGUUUGCGGUUGACUAAUACGUAAUUGUUUGUUUCGGGAGUUUUAUACUUACAGCUGACACUUUUAUUCAAUUUGUUAGAAAAAAUAUAUAUAUAUGUGUAAAAAAAUAUAUAUAUAUUUACUGUACAAAUUGUUUGUAAAGAUUCCUAAAUCUAGUUCAUACACAAAGUAUAUUUUUGCAGUAGAAAACUGUGCGCUAAUUUAAAAUUAUAUUUACAAAAAAAAUGUGAGAAUUGUAGAACUUUUACGUUCCAGUAAAUCGAUAAACAAAGGCUGCGCAUUUUUAUGUCGACAUCGACGGAGAAGUAAUUGAACAUUUAUUUAUUGUCUGUGGCGUUAAUUUUUUAACAACUACGAGUUGGUCUGCAAAAGGAAAUAAAAUAGCGAGCAUGAUGGUUGAUUUUUCGCGUUGAUGAUCGUCUCCUCUUUUGCAGACUAAGUGUCGUUGACGAAUAAACUGUAGUGUUAUGUUAAAACGGUCGCGCGCGACAUAUUCUUGUUAAUAAAUCGACUAAAGUAUAUUUAUGCGGUGAAUCUCUGCGUGGGAAACCAAGUCAACGCAAGGUUUAAAUGAACAAAAAACAGAUAUAAAUAAUAUUAUCGCUUCUUCUUCUUCUUCUACUUUGGCACAAAGGUAACUCAAAAUACACGAUAAACGUACGUUGCCUUUUUCUGCAUUUACAAUUUCUCUCGAGCAGAACUUCGUAUCAGGCAAAAUACACUUGCGUACCAAUUACAGAGUACAAAGUAGUUUAAAAAAAAAGGAUUACUUUGGUCAGCACUGAAUAAAUAGCGUCUAUUUAUUAUUGCUAAGGCACGGAAAUCAUUUAACGCUUGGACAACGAUGUUGAGUCUGCCCGAGUUCACAAGAUUCUCGUUUACUUAAUUUGUUGUAUGAUAAUUUGAUCAUUUAAACUAUUUGUUGUUCGUUGUUUUUAUAAUAUUUCUCAAAUAAACGUGUCACAAAAUGCAUUUAUAAUAGAGCCUCCGUAGCGUCGCGUAUUGACGACCUGUUUUACAGCGUCAUACUUCUACCCCAACUAUCCCAGUGGUGCGUGAGCCUUCAAGAAUGAAAAGUUUUCUGUGAUUAUCUCUCUCUCUCUCUCUCUCUCUCUCUCUCUUUCUCUUUCUCUUACUCUCUAACUGGAGUGAAAGCAUAAUUUGUUUUCUUCCAGCGUCGCGUUGUGUCUCUCCCAGUUGCGCGAUGUUGUGGAGGAAGCAUAGUUUAAUUAAUUCGUAAUUAAAUUUUUACUGGAAGUAGCAUAUAAUAAUUAGAUCGCAGAUCUUUAUGUAUUAAUGAUUCAUAAAAUUCUUUUAUGUUCUCCACAAGGAAAUUCUUGAGCAACGAACGAGAUUUUUACUGUAUUCUUGUAAAUGAUUUAGAGGGAAUAUACAUAAAGAUCUGCAUUUAAAUAAUAAUUCUUGUUGUUUAAUUUAUGAACUGCACUGAACGCUAAGUGACACCACGCGGAUUCCACUCAACAUAGGCACAAAGGUUGUCUCCUCUUCACAUUGUUCUAUUCUUGGUACUGUUUAUUACCGAAGAGGGCAGCUAUGCAUUAGCAAAGGUGAAUUGUAAAUGGAGAAUCGAAUGUUAUACAUAUAGCCGAUACUCUUUCUCCGACGUCUUUGUGUCGCGAUCUUCUAAGAAAAUGCGCAACUCACACCCGACACCCUUAACAAUAAUCAUAAUUAUACGAAAACGGUGUCAUGUCUAAGAUAAGAGUUUCACGACUCGUCCGAUUGAAAAGAUGACUUCACGAACGUAGGAACAAGUUUUUGGGCAGCUGUGCAAAGGCUAUAUUGAAAUCUAAAUUGGCGCAUGAAUGAAGCAAGUAAGAUCUCAUUUGACGGUCCGGAUGAUAAUCCCACUUGUUGCCUUUAUCGUGUCGGCAGAACGGUGAAAGUACUCUUCACACGGCACACUCUAUUGCAAAUUGCUAUUUGUAGUAAAUUUUGUCUCGUGUCUGAAAGAAUACGUCUAUAAUUCAAAAGCUUGGGUUUGAACGAAACAUCUGCUCACGGUGAAUCAGAUAGAAAUCGACGAGUUUUUCUGAUGAACAACAGAACAAGUACAGACAUAAACGAUAGAUAAAAGUUAGUGUUCUUACCUCUGAAUACACAUACAGGAUAUUUCUGAUUCAGUCAAAUUCUACGUGAAAAAAUGAAAUGAAAAUAUAGGAAUAAAGUUUUCUCAAAUAAGAAUUCGUCGUCGCGAAAAUAGAUUUUGAAAGCCGUCAGGUUUGUGUACGUUUACAGGAAAGUAGAAUUGACCAGUCAUGAACAGACGUGACAGAGCAAUUAGCAUCAGCUGUUUGCUAUAGCACUAGCACAUGUUCCACGAUGAAUAUUCAGAGUCGAUCUUCUCGAAGACUAUCGGAUCAGAAAUGGCCUGUAUUAUAUACACAUUAAUAAGUGAUAAGACUAUACAUUGCGAGUAGACUGAUUAUGAAUUCAAAUCGAUGCUCGCACCUAUUCGUCGUGCUCAAAUCGAUAGAAAACUAUGCAAUAGAACUCUGAAAAUGAAUAGUAUGUUUUUCCAAGAGAUUGUUUAUCGACCUCAUGAGUAUUAAGUGAAUUGAUUUUCGUUGUAAAUAUAAAGAACAUUUUAUUGUACUUAUCAUUGUUGUACAAACGAAAGAAUGAUAAAACUCUGCUCUACAUAA
This is a messenger RNA of Megalopta genalis, 4940 nucleotides long. RefSeq names its product scruin like at the midline (gene slim). Lineage: Eukaryota; Metazoa; Arthropoda; Insecta; Hymenoptera; Halictidae. Gene Ontology annotation, biological process: positive regulation of stress-activated MAPK cascade. The record is from RefSeq and is a predicted model, not a curated record. Gene Ontology annotation, molecular function: protein binding.